Messenger RNA from Saccostrea cuccullata (small rock oyster), 4362 nucleotides. RefSeq names its product solute carrier organic anion transporter family member 4A1-like. Gene Ontology annotation, cellular component: plasma membrane. Gene Ontology annotation, biological process: transmembrane transport; sodium-independent organic anion transport. NCBI's taxonomy places the organism in Eukaryota, Metazoa, Mollusca, Bivalvia, Ostreida, Ostreidae. The record is from RefSeq and is a predicted model, not a curated record. Gene Ontology annotation, molecular function: protein binding. The coding region runs from base 592 to 2790 and encodes 732 amino acids. The transcript is spliced from 15 exons.
UGUGUUUGUAUUAAGUGCAGUCUGCUAGGUUUGUUCCAUUGUACAAUGUAUACUAUCGGUAACAAAAAUCUGCAGGUGCUGGAGCGAAGUGGUACAUAUUUGAGUGCUUGCCCUUUUCAAGAGGCUUAUGAUACUUAUCUCUCUUUCAAUUUUUUUUUUAAUUUGGUGUUCUUAAAUUUAUUUGAAUGAAUUGAAAUCAAUUUGUUUUUUACUUUUAAAAUUCACCCUUUUCACCUCCAUAUAGCCUGUGGACAAAAGUAAUAUGCCUGAUGUGUUCUCUGAUUUUCCUCUGUGCUUGGCAAUUUGGAGAGAUUUCUAGUAUCAGUUGUCAUCUGUUAGAGUAAUUAUACUGGAGUUGCAUUGCUCACAGAAGCCUGGAAAAUUUCUCUGGUGUACAGUGUCAUAAGUUUUGCAGAGUUGCCAGUGGACAUUUUUGCUCAAUUUCUUGGUGUGCCUGUAAAACAGAUGAAAAUAUAAAAAAUUCUACACAGGUUUUUAUGCAGUAUUCCAUUCCAAAUGAGAUGGUGAUCAAAGAAUGCCAUUGAAAAGAUAAAAAACCUUGCAGCAACCUAACUGACCUCAAUCAUUAAGAUGACGAGAGAGGAGAAGUCACACCUGAGUGACUCUACACAGUAUUCUUACAUGCCUAAUGCCUCCAACGUAAACACACCAGACGAGAAGGUCUACUUAAGUCCCUUUAACAAUAUGGAGCCUGGGUCAGGCGAGACGGAGGAGGAAGCCUGUGGGUGGCUGGGGUGCCGCCACGCGGCCCUAAGGAGGUUCCGACACCCCACCUGGGUCUUGGUGUUUCUGUGCUGGGCUGGGGCUAUACAGGGAAUGGUGGUGAAUGGUUUUGUGAAUGUGGUGAUUUCUAACAUUGAGCGGCGGUACGACCUGACCAGUACGGAGACGGGAACCAUCGCCAGCUGCUACGACAUCGCCUCAGUCCUGUGUCUCAUCCCCGUCAGCUACUUUGGAGGCCUGGGAUGUAAACCUCGAUAUCUAGGUAUAGGUAUCCUGGUUAUGGGCCUAGGAUCUAUCGUCUUUGCACUACCUCAGUUUACUACAGGGCUGUACUCGUUUACGGGAGAUGACGUGACGUACUGUGAUAUCGGGGCCAAUGUCACGGCAUGUACCAGCAAGGACAGCCUCUCUAACUACAAAUAUGUCUUCUUCCUCGGGCAGCUACUACAUGGUGCAGGGGCAUCGCCCCUCUACACACUGGGAGUCACAUAUCUGGAUGAGAAUCUGCCUGUCAGAUCAUCCUCCAUGUAUAUAGGUAUUUAUUAUGCAUUUGCUAUCGUGGGACCAGCUAUUGGAUACCUCGCAGGGGGAGCAUUCCUUAACAUCUAUGUAGAUGUUGACACUGUGGACCAAGGCAGUAUAAAUCUGACCCCCAACAGUCCCCGGUGGGUGGGGGCGUGGUGGAUUGGUUUCCUACUUAGUGGGGUCCUGGCUUUCCUGGUGGCCUUCCCCAUGUGUGGAUUUCCCACCAAACUGCCAGGGUCAGAGAAUUAUAAGAAGGAGAGGGAGAAGGAGGUGUACCACAGGAAAGCAGAGUCCGCCCAUACUGAGUCUACCGACAGCCAGGCAGCCUGUAACAUCAAACACAUCUGGAAAUCUGUCAAGACGCUCAUCACUAAUCCUACCUUCAUGUUCCUCAACCUCGCAGCUGCCUGUGAAGGAAACUUGCUGGCAGGAUUUGCUACUUUUGCUCCAAAGUUUAUAGAAGCUCAGUUUAGUUUACUGGCCUCAGAUGCUGCUCAGUAUGUAGGUUAUGCGGCUAUACCAGCAGGAGGUGGGGGUACUUUUCUGGGAGGGUACCUGGUCAAGCGGUUUAACCUGGGAGUGCGGGGAAUUAUCCGAUUCUGUCUGGCCAUCAGUAUCCCAUGCUUCCUCUGUGUCCUCAUUUUCCUCGUCAAUUGUGAAAAUGUGCUGUUUGCGGGAGUCAAUAUUGACUACGGAGAAUUGGCCUCCAAUGGCACAAGGGAAUUCCUUGGAAAGUUCACCACCAGUGGCUGUAAUGCUAACUGUGGCUGUACCCUGGAGAAUUAUAACCCAGUGUGUGGGAUUGACGGAAUCAUGUAUUACUCCCCUUGUUACGCUGGCUGUAGUAACUCCAUCCCAGGAACAGACCCUGUGCAAUACGGGAACUGUAGCUGUGUGAACCACCACGCCGGCACCAUGCCCCCCUACAUGGCGGUGACCGGGAAGUGUGAGAGUGCCUGCUCCAUGUUACCUCUCUUCAUGGCCAUCUUCUUCCUCAUCAUGUUCUUCACCUUCGUCAUCAGCAUGCCUGCUCUGUCAGCCACUCUCAGGUGUGUUCCACAACACGAGAGUUCAUUUGCCUUAGGUAUACAAUGGAUAAUAGCUAGGUGUCUAGGUUCAAUUCCUGGUCCGAUACUAUUUGGGAAGUUGAUAGACCUAACAUGCCUGUUGUGGCAGAGGAAAUGUGACGACAAUGAGGGAUCAUGUUUCUUCUAUAACAACGAGAACAUGAGUACUAACUUGAUGGGGAUAGCCCUAGCAGGGAAAUUUCUGUCUAUCCUCUUCUUUUCUCUUUCUCUGUUCUUCUAUAAAGCACCGCCAUCUGAAAAGAAGAAAGAGGAGGAGGAGGACCAAUCAAAGAACUUAGAUUUGAAAGUAAACAGCAAAAUGAAUGGGAAUGCUGGGAUAGGAAAUACCCAGAGUUCCAAUACAUCUACAACGUCCAUAACUAACGGCACGACGCACGCCGACGUGAACAAAAAUGAUACAAAGACAGAAGGGAGAAGCACAACUAAGUUAUAGCGGUGCUUAUACAAUCUCAAAAAGCUGUAGCUGUGAUCUUAUUGCAUUUCAGAUAUUUAUUUUAAUUUCAUCAUGUGAUUCGGAAGAUGUUAUAUUGUGUUUGUUGAUGAGAACAGCAAAGACUUUUAAAAUUUGUUAUUAAGGUACAUACGCAGGUAGUUGAAAUAUUAGAAUUCUGAUGCUUUGACCAAAUUUCAAGGAAAAAAUCUCAAUCUGCUGCAAAAUAAGGGAUUUUUUGUUGCUCACAAGAACAGCACUUGAAGAGCAGUUUAUAAAUGCAAAAGUUUUUCUGUGGAUUGUCUGUCAGAGUGUUUUAAUAGGCUUUUGUUACUGGUAUUAAUUUUAUCCAGGUAUCAGUGUACUAGUCAGAAUUUCUAACUAAAUACGGAAGUCAGUCAUAGUCAGUUUAACUAACCCUCACUAGUCUCUAUUACUAUUGCUGUAAAAAUUGAACUUUAAGGCAAUAAGGAGCCAUUAAACGGGUCAUAUUAUUUUGGAUGAAAGAAUUUAGACAGUAACAUUGUAUUUCUUAUUAUGAACGGGAAAACAUUGGAGAAUUUCUGUGUAAUGCUCCAGCUGAAAUACAAGAAUUCACGACAAUGGUGAUUUUAUAUUAUUGUAAUAUGUGAUAUUUGCUCUUUUGUUCAUAUCAGUAUGCAAAGGAGUAUAUAUAAUUUUGAGAUUGGAGAAGGUCAUGUCACAAAUGUAUUUGUUUUAAUGAGUUGUGAAUUGUUCUUUCCAUGUUUCUUGUAAUUAAUUUUGUCUUGGUUUGGUCCACAUAGUGUCAAAUACUGUAACAAGCCUUAAAUAUUCAUAUUUUGCAAUUUUUUCAUUCCCCCUUGUAAUAUAAGGGUCAAAGAUCUCAUGCUAAAAUGAUCAAAGGGCAUAUACAAGAAAUGUGACGAUUACAAGAAGGAAAAAUAAAAUGUUGCUUUCAUAAACGAUGACUACUGGGUGCUACGGGAAUGACGUACUAACUACUUGCAUGUUAAAGGCAGCUAUAAAUUGUGUAUGUUUUCAGCACUCUCAGAAAUUAUGUAUAUUCCAACUUCCAAAAAUUUCAGCAUUUCAUGUUUUUUAUAAACAGAUUAAUUGUACAUGUAUAGGUUUAACCCCUGCUCUCUUUAGAAAGAGAUUAAAUUUUCAAUACUAUUCAUUCAUCUAGAGUCUCUGUGUUUUGCUGUUAUUAGUUUCAUGUAUUAACAAAGUAUAGAAUAUAUUUUCAUAGAUGUUUACAGUUUUGUUAAUCAUGUAGAUGAGAUUAUAACAUAUCUUGGAACCAAAGAUUUUUUAAUAUACAUUGAUCAUGUACACUUAUGGUGGUGUCUUCUGAAUGUUUUUAACAAACCAUAUGGUGCUAUGAAUAUAACAUAUCAGAUAUUUUCAUACUUAAGAGUUAUGCUGUCCUCAGUUACUGUGCAGAGUAAGUGUAUACAGGGAAUUUUUAGCCCGUUUUAUUUACCUCCCUUUGCUCUCAUCAAAUGUGAGUAAUUUUUAAAUUAGGUAAAUUCAAAAAGAGACAGGUACAAGUCAUUUCUUUUAUCACAUGCGAAAAAAAUGGUGCCCCCCCCC